CUCUGAGAAGCACUAGUACUGAAUACAGCCCGGAGCGUUUGGUGCCUACCCACUUUGAACAUACUUGCCAAUAUUGGAUAAUGUGUGACUUGCAGGUGGGGUCUGGGCAGCCAAACCUGCUUGGUGAGUCCCCAGGCCUGACUCACUGAGUGACGAGACAGGUGGAGCCCUGGACUGUUUAGCAGCCAACCGUCACUCCUGGUCAGUGCUGAAGCGAGCCAAGCCCUGGCAGCACCAUGGCCCUGAGUGUCACCGUCAAGAGGGUCACCCACCUGCCAGGGACAGGGGAGCGGCAGGUGCAACUGAGUUUCCGAGGUUUUACUCAGAAGACAAAGAAGAUACACUGUGGCCAGGAAGUAGUCUUUGGAGAGCUUUUUCGCUGGCCACACUAUGGAAAGCUGAUUAUGGAAGAGAUGCUGAUUGUUAAAGUUUACAACUGCAGUAAGGUAUUCAGUAAUAGAUUACUUGGUUCCUUAGUUAUAAGCCUUCAGCACUUAGUAACAUCUGGACGGCUAAACAUCAGAGAAGCUCUGGUUGACAAAAACCACAGCAUCACAGGUAUAUAUAUUGAACUAGAUCUGCGAUACCAGCCUCCUGAUGGAGCCGCAGGAACAUGGGCUGAAGAAGAUUUUGUCUAUCAGAUGAAAGACAGCUCAGAGGUCAUAAUCCGCAACCCUGGAUUUGAGGAGCUGGACCCUGAUGAUGUGAAGCGAGCUGCUGAUCUGGAUAGGAAGGCUGCAGUACUUGGCAGGAAACUUGUCAAAGGCUUGGAGACUGAUGAUGAUGAGGAUGAUUAUUAUGAUGUGUCUGACAUGGAGUUCUCCGGCAUUGUCUUCACUCCUGUCAAGAGCCGUUCUAGAGUCUUUUCCAAAUGGGACUUGUAUGCUACUCCUAGACCACAGAACUUCCAGAUUGGCAUAAACAUUAUUGAAGCCCAGAAAUUGGUGGGAGUGAAUAUUGACCCCUUUGUUGUUGUGAAAAUCGGAGAUGAGAAGAGACACACAGCAACACAAAAGUCAACCAACUGUCCCUUUUACAAUGAGUAUUUUACAUUUGAAUUCCAUGAACCGAGAGAUGUUUUGUUCCACAGACUCAUAGAGAUUUCUGUCUUCCAUUCAAAGAAGAUCCGAUUCUUAGGUGCACUCAUAGGGAUAUUCAAGAUUGAUCUAGCGACUAUAUACAACCAGCCAGAUCACAGAUUUUACCAGAAGUGGGCUGUUAUUCAUGACCCCAAGGACACCAGGGCAGGAGUUAAAGGCUUUGUGAAAUGCAACAUUUCUGUCAUUGCACGAGGGGAUGUAAUGAGUUCCCUUCCCACUACCUCAACAAGUCAGAAUGAAGACAUUGAAAAGAACUUGCUGCUGCCUAAAAGAGUCCCAGCUGAGAGGCCAUGGGCGAAAUUCUGCAUCAAAAUGUACAAGGCAGAGGGUCUGCCCAGCAUGAGUGCAGGAAUCAUGGGUGGUUUUUCAAAGAUUGUGGGUGAGAAGAAAGUCUUCAUUGAUCCAUAUGUGCAAGUUGUUUUUUCUGGCCAGCAGGGAGAAACUUCAGUUGAAAGCAGUACCACAGAACCAGUGUGGAAUGAACAGAUCAGCUUCAUUGAAAUGUUCCCGCCUCUUGUCAGAAAAAUAAAAGUCCAAAUGUUGGAUGAUGCCAACAUUGGAGAUGUUGCCCUUGCCACACACUUUAUUGACCUGCAGCAAAUAUCUGAUCCUGGCAGAAAUGGCUUUAAUCCCACCUUUGGCCCAACCUGGGUGAAUUUAUAUGGAUCACCCAAGAAUUCUGCCCUGCGAGAUGUACACAAAGAUCUCAAUGAAGGUCUGGGUGAAGGCAUAUUCUAUCGCGGGCGUCUUCUCAUGGCCAUUAGUGUGGAGAUCUUUAGCACUAUCCAGGCAGCAGAGAAAAAGCCUGUGGAAGCUCUCAAAGGUGCCCUAAGUAAGCUGAAGCUGAAGAAAAAGAGCAAAAAGGCCAAGGAGAAAUCCAAAGCUUCUAUCAAAGAGCAGCAACGAAGCCAAGCUGAGGUAGACGCCCAGGAGGAGUCUGACCAGCCAAGUGAGGUGAUUGUGGAGGUAGAGGACCUCCAUCCUCUCCCAGAGAAUGCCCUGGGAGUGAAAGAAGAAUUCCUUCUCUUUGCCUCCUUCUUUGAGGUGACUAUGAUGGAGCCAGCAAUAGGUAGCAAGCCUGUGAAGUUUGAGAUCUCCAUAGGGAACUAUGGCAAAGCUGAAGAAGUGAUGUCCAAAAUUUCCAAGAAAGAUGAGAAGGGAGAAAAGAGUGAAGACAAGCAACCUUUGCUGGACCCCAGUUCAGAUGAUGAGCUGGAGAUUGAAGUCAUAGCACCAAGUACACCUUUGCUUGAUAAAUCUAUGACUGAGAACCAAAGACCUGAACCCACUGAAUAUGACAACUCUUACAGCUGCGUGCCAAUGCUACAUGAGAAGCCCUGUGUGUAUGUUUGGAGCUACUGGGAAGAUUAUACCUGGAGACUCUGUAAUUCCAACUGGAUUGUCAAAAUAGCAGAGCGUUUGGAACAUGGACUAGAAGAGGUGGAGAAGCUCCUGAGGAGACCAAGAUCAAAGGCAGAUGAGAGGCUUCGGCAGGUUCUAGAGGAGUUUGUAGCUGGAUGUAGGCAGUAUUCUCUUAAUGUGGACAAAAAGCCCAUGGCCCGUCCAAACAACCUUGAUCGAUGCCGGAUGAAAUCUCUCCCACAAAACAUUAUACUAUAUGCAAAACAGGGGAUGCGCAUAAGAAGGCGCCUUACUCGCACCAAUGUCAAGGACAAAGUAAACGAGACAAAGAUAAUCUUGUCAAAGCUGCGCUUCCUGGCUAAAGAGCCCCAAUGUCCUAUCCCUGAUGUCCUGAUCUGGAUGUUUAGCAACAACAAGCGUGUCGCAUACACUCGGAUCCCUGCCCAAAACAUCCUUUAUGCAGUGGUAGAAGAGGAGAAAGGCAAGGACUGUGCCAAGAUACAAACUGUCUUUCUCAAGGUUCCAGGGUCACGGAGUGGUGAAAUCUUUGCAAAACUGGAAGUCUACAUGUGGCUUGGGGUAACUAAAUAUGUGAAGAACAGCACCGCAGAGCUACCAGAGGAGUUCAAACCAAUAUAUGAUAAGGCUGUGCAGGCUGCAAGGAUUCCAGCAUACAUCCCACCCAGUCAGCUCAACAGAGAUGACUUCAGUUACUUUCAGCUGCGAGCCCAUUUGUACCAGGCUCGAGGGAUUCUCCCAGCUGAUGAAAAUGGCCUUUCUGAUCCAUUUGCAAAAGUGGUGUUUUCAACUCAGUGCCAGACUACAUGUAUCUUGGAAGAGACACUCAGCCCAAUGUGGAAUGAAUUACUUCUGUAUGACCAGCUCAUUAUCGAUGGAAAGAAGGAGGACUUGAAGACAGAGACUCCAAUUGCUGUUGUCAAUAUCUUUGACUACAAUAAAUUUGGCUCACCUGAGUUCCUUGGCCGGGCCUUUGUUACACCACUGGUGAAGCUGGUAGAUGAGCCAUACAGCAAACCUUCUCUCCAGUUUUUUGACAUUUACAAGGGACACAAAGCAGCUGGGGAAUUAAUUGCUGUCUUUGAGCUGAUUGAACUGGAUUAUAGUGGCUACUUAGAGCCAUCAGUGCCUAGUGAUGUAGAACCCAAGGAGCCGGAAUAUCUGGGAGACCCCCGUUCUGGACGAUUCAUUAUCCCUGAAGGUAUCCGACCAAUCCUUAAAGAGUUUCGUAUAGAGAUCUUGUUUUGGGGCCUGAGAGAUCUGAAGCGUGUGAACUUGUUUGAGGUUGACCAGCCGCAGGUGAUCAUUGAAUGUGCUGGGAAGAAAGUGGAGUCUGAAGUGAUUACAGUGUACAAAGAGAACCCAAAUUUCAAUGAACUUGUCAAAUUUGUUGAUGUGGAGCUUCCAGAGCAGGUGUACUUGCACCCACCACUCAGUAUCUUCGUGGUGGAAAAGAGGGCCUUUGGACGCUCUGUCAUGGUGGGAACUCACAUAGUUUCCCAUAUUAUGAAAUUUGCUCCUAAAGAGCUAGAUGAGUUGGAAGAGGAAGAUGACAGCCCAUCCAAAACACGGAAAGCCUCACGGCCGAAAAUCUCCAAAUCGGUUCUGAAUCUUGGUGCAGCUGCUGGGAAGACAGUGAUAAACAUUGGUGCAGCUGCUGGUCAGACAGUAAUAAAUAUUGGUGCAGCUGCUGGAGACAUAGGUAGCAAAGUAAAUCCCCUUAAGCUUGCAAAGGCACCUCUGAAGAAACUCCCAAUUGAUAAACUCAUGCCGAAGGAGGAAGAAUUUGAGGAGGAAAAGCCUGAGAAAGAAGAGCUGGAUUGGUGGUCUAAGUACUAUGAAUCAUUAAAGGAAUUAAACAACCAGUCCUUCAGUGAUGAGGAAGAGGAAGAGGACCCAAAUGAUCCAGAUGGAGGGAACUUAAAUGUUGCUUCUCUUGAUGUGGAAGGGGACGAUGGCCCAAUAGUUGAAGCUGAGCCAGUUCGUCCCAAAAGGAAACUUAUAGCUACAUUAAAGAUCUACAGUUCAGAGCUGGAAAACGAGUUUGACAAUUUUGAGGACUGGCUAUGUAUUUUUCCACUUCAUCGUGGGAAAGCCAAUGAAGAUGAAGAUGGAAACGAAGAAGAUAAUUUAGUGGGAAAAUACAAGGGCUCAUUCUAUGUCUAUCGGGCUGAAGAGGCAGGUGCAGAGCACAAGAUCUCCCAGGGCAUCCCCAGAAACAGACCCAUUAAGGUCCUUGUCCGAAUUUAUAUUGUAAAAGCAACUAAUCUGAGUCCAGCAGACCCCAAUGGCAAGGCAGAUCCCUACCUUGUGGUUAAAAUCGGGCAGCAACAGAAAGACACCAAGGAGCGAUACAUCCCAAAGCAGCUGAAUCCAGUCUUUGGAGAAGUGCUGGAGCUGAGCAUAUCCUUUCCCAUAGAAUCAGAACUCACCAUAUCGAUAUUUGACCAUGAUUUGGUCGGAUCAGAUGACUUAAUUGGGGAAACAAAGAUUGACUUGGAGAACCGAUUCUACAGCAAUCACAGAGCCAACUGUGGGGUGGCCUCACAAUAUGACACAGAGGGCUACAACAUGUGGCGUGAUGCUUUCAAACCCACACAUAUCUUGGACAGUUUGUGUAAGAAGAAUUCACUCCCCUCAGCUGAGUACAGGCGGGAGGAAGUCAAAGUAAACAACAAGAUUUUUAAGAUCCCUCCUGAAGCUUUUCCUGAAGAAGCCUUUGUAAAAGACAAUAAAGAAAACGAAGAUGAAACCUGGUCUGCUUAUGAUGAGCACAAGGCUUUGUAUGUUCUUCAACACUGGGAUGAAAUGCCAGAAUAUGGAUAUAAAUUAGUACCAGAACAUGUAGAAGUACGGUCCCUUUACAAUCCAGACAGCCCAGGUCUCCUACAGGGUGCUCUCCACAUGUGGAUCGAUAUGUUUCCAAACGAUGUCCCUGCACCACCUCCUGUCAACAUCAAACCACGACUCCCAAUCAGCUAUGAGCUGCGUGUCAUUAUCUGGAACACGGACGAUGUGGUUCUUGAUGACGUCAAUCCAAUAACGGGAGAAAUCUCCAGUGACAUCUAUGUAAAAAGUUGGAUCAAAGGACUGGAGAAGGACAAGCAAGAGACAGAUGUUCACUUUAACUCUUUGACUGGGGAAGGCAACUUCAACUGGAGAUUUGUGUUUCGCUUUGACUACCUCCCAACAGAAAAAGAGAUAACUUACAAAAAGAAGGAUUCCAUCUUCUCUCUGGAGGAAUCGGAAUUUCGAGAGCCAGCUGUCCUGGUCCUUCAGGUCUGGGACUACGAUAGGAUUUCAGCAAAUGACUUUCUAGGAGCCAUUGAGUUAAAGCUGAACGAUAUGGUGAGAGCUGCCAAGAGUUCAGAGCAGUGCACCAUCAAGAUGGCCAAGGAGAAGGCCAUGCCCCGCUUCUCCAUCUUCCGAAACAAACGAAUGAGAGGCUGGUGGCCAUUCAUCAAACUCAAGGGCCAGGAAGACAUUGAAAGGGAAGAGAGGGAGGCUAAGCAGAAGAAGAAAAAGAAGAAGAAGAAGAAGUGGGGGAGCUCUGUAAAACCAGAAGACGUUGAGUUUUCAGAUCCUAGUGGAAAUAUCUUCAUCCUUACAGGAAAAGUGGAAGCCGAAUUCCAGCUACUGACUGUAGAGGAGGCUGAGAAUGCCCCAGUUGGUCGGGCACGGAAAGAGCCCGAACCCUUAGACAAACCCAACCGCCCAAAAACAUCCUUCAACUGGUUUGUGAAUCCCAUGAAGACGUUUGUCUUCUUCAUUUGGAAGCGGUACAAGAAGUACAUAAUUGCACUGCUUAUUAUUGCAAUUCUGACCAUAUUCUUGGUUCUCAUUCUCUACACAAUGCCAGGAUACAUCAGCGAGAAGAUAAUAAAUGGCUAAAGACAGUGCUUUCUGUCCUCUUCCCCAAGUUGGGACUUGACAGAGGAAUAUAACGGUGACUUCUGUGCCAAAGACAUUAAAGAGCAUGUGCAGCUGGCUGAUUGUGCCUGGAGCACUUUGAAAAUGCAACUGUCAGAGUAAGGGAAGAGACUGCCCAUAUUUAGGCAGUCAGGCACCCUGCUCACAUCUGUGAUGUGAUGACAAUUAUCUCUGAAGAGCCUUUGGAAUUAUUCAUUAAACGCCUUGCCUUUCAUUAGCUCUUAAGAUGGUAUGCUUGUUCUAUGACCCUGCAACUCUUUAUAAUUAAAGCAAUCAACUGUCACUUAAGAAGAAAAGAGGAAGAGGCCACAUAUAGCAAUGGAUAUAGGAGCAUGGACACCUAGCCAAAUGGAAAGGAAUUUAUAGUUUUAUGCCACUGCUGUCUCUGUCUCCAAAUCAUAUGAGUCUGGUAUGUGGGUGUGGUUUGCUAAGAAUCGCCUGGCAGGUCCAAUUGAUACCCCUAGUGGUUCACAGUUGGUCUGUGGGUUGGCAGUUCCCCAUUCCUUAAUGCAUUGGUUUGAG
Molecule: messenger RNA, 6932 nt
Organism: Lacerta agilis (Sand lizard)
Lineage: Eukaryota; Metazoa; Chordata; Lepidosauria; Squamata; Lacertidae
Product: fer-1-like protein 4
Exons: 45
Coding region: 237-6371 (2044 amino acids)
Biological process (GO): plasma membrane organization
Cellular component (GO): membrane
Source: RefSeq, a predicted model, not a curated record